UAGCAUUCCAUUCGGAUUCAGCCAUUCCUAAAUCCCAAUUUCCUUUUUGCCUCUUCCAGGCUUGCCUCUUCUCUACCCUCUUCCCUUCCCAAGUUCGCAAUUCGCAAGUCGCAACUUCGCCGGCAGCCGGCACUCCCUGACUCCCAGUCCCAGUUCCCUUCAGCUUCACCUUCCCACUUCGCAGUUCGCACACAGUCGGCGACGGCGAGUUCAAACCUCCUGUUCCAGAUCGGCAGAUCCAAUCAUCCCCUUCGGACUUCGGCUUCCACCUUCCCAACUUCGCAGCUCGCACUCUCACAGACUCGCAGUACUCCUUCGGAUCUUUCGUCCUUCAGGUUUUAUUGUUCUUGGGUUGCAGCUCUGCUAGAGCCUCAGUUUAUUUAGAUGGAGAUUCAAGGAGGUGAUGCUGGGCCAAUUGAUCUGGACAAGACAACUGUUACCUUAGAACCAGAUAAGGCUAGUGGCGGGGGAUUAUAUGUUCCAGGAAAGGAUAGAGUGGUUUUUAGGCAGCCUGAAAGGAAAUCUCUUUUAGGGCUGGAUGUACUUGCUAACGCAAAACGAGCUGAAUCUAAGGUUGAUGGUGCAUUCAAGGUUCCAAAAGAAAGAGUUGCUUCUGUUGUAGCAGCUGUAGAUGAAGAGGAGAAUUCUCCAGUGUCAGAAAUAAAUGAAGUAGGGAGUAAUGAAAAUGUUGCGGCACGGAAUUUUAGUACUAGGAGAUAUCGUGAAACUGCUUCAAGUGGAACAUCUGAUGCAGAAAGUAAUAUUACUCAAGAUGGGCAUAUUAGUGAUACACCUGGGACUCAUCGCUCAACUGUACAUAUGCGUUCUGAGAUUGCUGCAACAUCUCCUAGUAGUUCAGAUGGUGCUCGGAGUAGGAGUCAAAGGCAUGACAGAGAUGAUGAUCAUGGAAGGAAAAUUUCCAGGGAUGACAGCAGAAGUGAAAGCAGAAGGUCGAGGCAAAGACACAGCUAUGAUAGUGUAGAUAAGAAACAUGGAAGGGAUGCGCGUGGUCGGUAUGAGAAGGAUGGAGAGUACGGGAGAAAACGAAGCAGAUAUGAAGGUUCCAGGAGGACACCUGGCAGAUCUGACUGGGAUGAUGGGAGAUGGGAAUGGGAGGAUACACCACGUAGGGACACUUAUUCUAAUACAAAUAAAUGCAACCAAUCAUCACCAUUCCCAAUGUUGGUUGGAGCUUCACCUGAUGCCCGGCUUGUUUCUCCAUGGUUGGGUGACGAUACACCUCAUUCUGCAGGACCUGCUGCUUCUCCCUGGGACCAGGUCUCUCCUUCUCCUGUUCCUAUACGAGCUUCUGGAUUGUCAGUUAGAUCUUCAAGUUCUCGACAUGGAGGAAGAUCUCAUCAACUUACCUACACUGCAGAAAACUCACAGCUAGAUGUUGAGGAUGAAUUAGAAGAGAGGAGUCAUUUAGCUAAAGAAUACAAUGGAGAGAUUACUGAAAGCAUGCGGUUGGAGAUGGAAUACAAUUCUGACCGUUCCUGGUAUGAUAGAGAAGAAGGCAGCACAAUGUUUGACUCAGAUAGCUCAUCAAUUUUUCUUGGGGAUGAGGCUUCCUUUGAAAAGAAAGAAGCAGAGUUGGCCAAAAAAUUGGUUCGAAGGGAUGGAACUAAAAUGACACUGGCUCAGAGCAAAAAGUUAUCACAGCUAAAUGCUGACAAUGCUCAAUGGGAAGACAGACAACUUUUGAGAUCUGGAGCUGUUAGAGGAACUGAGGUGCAGACUGAAUUUGAUGAUGAAGAGGAGCGCAAAGUUAUUCUCCUUGUUCACGAUACAAAACCACCUUUCUUGGAUGGAAGGGUUGUUUUUACCAAGCAGGCAGAACCAAUAAUGCCUUUGAAAGAUCCAACGUCUGAUAUGGCUAUAAUUUCACGCAAAGGAUCUACUCUUGUUAGGGAAAUUCAUGAAAAGCAAAGUAUGAACAAGUCACGUCAACGUUUUUGGGAACUUGCUGGUUCAAAACUUGGUGAUAUCCUUGGGGUUGAGAAAACGGCAGAACAGAUUGAUGCUGAUACUGCUGUGGUGAGCGAGGAUGGAGACGUAGAUUUUAAAGAAGGUGCAAAAUUUGCCCAGCAUUUGAAGAAGGAUGAAGCAGUCAGUGAUUUUGCAAAGUCAAAAACCUUAGCACAGCAACGACAAUAUCUGCCCAUAUAUUCUGUACGAGAUGAGUUGUUGCAGGUAGUUCGCGAAAAUCAGGUAAUUGUAGUCGUUGGGGAAACUGGUUCAGGAAAGACAACUCAACUGACACAGUAUUUGCAAGAAGAUGGCUACACUACAAAUGGUGUUGUGGGCUGCACACAGCCAAGGCGUGUGGCAGCUAUGAGUGUUGCCAAACGAGUUAGCGAAGAGAUGGAAACUGAGCUGGGUGAUAAAGUAGGCUAUGCUAUUCGAUUUGAGGACGUGACCGGACCAAACACUGUUAUUAAGUACAUGACUGAUGGAGUGCUUCUGCGCGAGACCUUGAAAGAUUCUGAUCUUGACAAGUACCGUGUCGUUGUAAUGGACGAAGCACAUGAGAGAUCACUGAGCACAGAUGUUUUGUUUGGGAUACUUAAAAAAGUGGUUGCUCAGCGUCGUGAUUUCAAGCUCAUUGUGACAUCAGCAACACUGAAUGCACAAAAAUUCUCUAACUUCUUUGGAAGUGUACCAAUAUUCCACAUCCCUGGGAGGACAUUUCCAGUGAAUAUCUUGUACAGUAAAACUCCAUGUGAAGAUUAUGUUGAAGCUGCUGUGAAGCAGGCCAUGACUGUACAUAUCACCAGCCCUCCUGGUGAUAUCCUUAUCUUUAUGACUGGGCAAGAUGAAAUUGAGGCAACCUGUUAUGCGCUGGCGGAGCGCAUGGAACAGCUCAUCUCCUCCACCAAGAAGGCGGUCUCUAAACUUUCAAUACUUCCAAUAUACUCCCAGCUUCCAGCUGAUUUACAGGCAAAAAUAUUUCAGAAAGCUGAAGAUGGGACCCGGAAAUGCAUUGUUGCGACCAACAUCGCCGAGACAUCUUUGACUGUAGAUGGAAUUUUUUACGUCAUCGACACAGGUUAUGGUAAGAUGAAAGUAUACAACCCACGGAUGGGUAUGGAUGCUCUUCAAGUGUUUCCUGUCAGCCGUGCUGCUGCUGACCAGCGUGCUGGGCGUGCUGGUAGAACUGGGCCAGGCACAUGUUAUCGGCUUUAUACGGAGAAUGCAUAUCUGAAUGAAAUGCUGCCUAGUCCCGUGCCAGAGAUCCAGAGGACCAAUCUUGGCAAUGUGGUCUUGUUGCUCAAAUCUCUCAAAAUUGAUAAUUUAUUGGAUUUUGAUUUCAUGGACCCACCCCCACAAGAUAACAUCCUUAAUUCCAUGUACCAGUUGUGGGUCUUGGGUGCCCUUAACAAUGUUGGGAGCCUGACUGAUAUUGGUUGGAAAAUGGUUGAGUUCCCAUUGGACCCUCCACUCGCAAAGAUGCUACUAAUAGGGGAACAGUUACAUUGUUUGAAUGAGGUUCUGACAAUUGUAUCCAUGCUUUCAGUGCCAUCAGUUUUCUUUCGGCCCAAAGACAGAGCAGAGGAAAGCGAUGCAGCAAGGGAGAAGUUCUUUGUGCCAGAAUCUGACCACCUAACCCUGCUCAAUGUUUACCAACAAUGGGAAGCGAAUGGCUGCCGUGGGGAUUGGUGUAAUGAUCAUUUCUUGCACGUGAAAGGUUUGCGGAAGGCUAGAGAAGUGAGAUCCCAGCUGAAGGAGAUUCUCAAGACACUGAAAAUCCCACUCACAUCCUGUGGACCGGAUUGGGACGUAGUAAGAAAAGCCAUAUGUUCUGCAUACUUUCACAAUGCAGCGAGAUUAAAGGGCAUUGGUGAAUAUGUAAAUUGCAGGAACGGAAUGCCUUGCCAUUUGCACCCAAGCAGCGCACUUUAUGGGUUGGGCUAUACUCCGGAUUAUGUGGUUUAUCACGAGCUGAUUUUGACAACUAAGGAAUACAUGCAGUGUGCAACGUCCGUGGAGCCCCAGUGGCUGGCGGAGCUGGGUCCUAUGUUCUUCUCUGUGAAGGAUUCAGAUACGUCUAUGUUGGAGCACAAGAAGAAGCAGAAGGAAGAGAAAUCGGCGAUGGAGGAGGAGAUGGAGUCUCUUAGAAAGGAGCAGGCAGAGGCAGAGAGGGAAAGCAGGAGGAAGGAGAAGGAGAAGAGGACAAAGCAACAGCAGCAGGUUUCUAUGCCAGGGUUGCGGCAGGGAUCAUGCACUUAUUUGAGACCAAAGAAGCUUGGUUUGUAAUUGUAAAUUGCUCUGUACUAAAUCAGUAAAAUUAUAUAUCCUUGGUUGAUCUUCUUUCUCAACAUCUUCUUCCAUAAAAUCUUUGAGAGAAACUGGCUUUUAUGUGCCUACAGAAUACGGAUGAAAAAUGAGAGUAAUGCGUGUUUAACAUCCCCAGGUGUCUGUAUUGUAACGUUAGUCUCAAGAUUCAUUUCAUGGAAACAAAAGAUUCGUUUUAUGUAUUGUUUGCUGACCAAAACAGGCAGGACAGUAUUUUUCUUU
Malania oleifera is the source of this 4518-nucleotide messenger RNA. Its product is annotated as pre-mRNA-splicing factor ATP-dependent RNA helicase DEAH7. The transcript is spliced from 18 exons. NCBI's taxonomy places the organism in Eukaryota, Viridiplantae, Streptophyta, Magnoliopsida, Santalales, Ximeniaceae. Gene Ontology annotation, cellular component: intracellular anatomical structure; spliceosomal complex. The coding region runs from base 385 to 4257 and encodes 1290 amino acids. Gene Ontology annotation, molecular function: RNA binding; ATP binding. Gene Ontology annotation, biological process: mRNA splicing, via spliceosome. The record is from RefSeq and is a predicted model, not a curated record.